CCAAAACAGCACCCAGCUGCCCACCACAAUGACCAGAAGGGCCCCAGUUCCUGGCUUCUCUGUGGCUCAGACUCUGGUCCUAUCGCCUACACUUGGGAACUCAGAGCAUCCUCUUUCUCUUUGCUGAGCUGGUGGCUGCACCGAGUUGCCUCUGUCUCUUUAAGAGAGAAAGAGAGCAAGAGACGGAAAUCAGGAAGUGUGAGAGAGCUGAGAGCCAGGACUCAGUGCUGAGCUUGGUGUCCCACCGCCACAAGGAGGCAGGGAAGAAACCCACUAGUCCUAGCUCCUGGGGUGGCACAGGCCAUUGCAACUGGCCCUGCCUGUGGGUCCUAAGGGCCUUUGGCCACCAGGAGGCUGAGAACACUGCUCAUGAAUGACAGCAAGCCCUGAAAGUUCUGGGAGUGCCACCCAGUCCCACAAACCUGCAUCCCCUGCAGUGGAGAUGGGCUCAGCUCCUGGACGUGCCACAGACAGAAAGCAUAACAUACGCUCACCAGGAAGAGCCUUUGCCUGACUCAGGGCAGCUCAGAGUGUGGGGCAGCAGGUGACCAGCCAGCUCAGGGCAGGAGAUGCAGAGCACAACCAAUUACCUGUGGCACACAGACGACCUGCUGGGGCAGGGGGCCACUGCCAGUGUGUACAAGGCCCGCAACAAGAAAUCCGGGGAGCUGGUUGCUGUGAAGGUCUUCAACACCACCAGCUACCUGCGGCCCCGUGAGGUGCAGGUGAGGGAGUUUGAGGUCCUGCGGAAGCUGAACCACCAGAACAUCAUCAAGCUCUUUGCCGUGGAGGAGACGGGGGGCAGCCGGCAGAAGGUACUGGUGAUGGAGUACUGCUCCAGUGGGAGCCUGCUGAGCGUGCUGGAGAGCCCCGAGAACGCCUUUGGGCUGCCAGAGGAUGAGUUCCUGGUGGUGCUGCGCUGUGUGGUGGCCGGCAUGAACCACCUGCGGGAGAACGGCAUCGUGCAUCGCGACAUCAAGCCCGGGAACAUCAUGCGCCUCGUGGGGGAGGAGGGGCAGAGCAUCUACAAGCUGACAGACUUCGGGGCUGCCCGGGAGCUGGAUGAUGACGAGAAGUUUGUCUCAGUCUACGGGACUGAGGAGUACCUGCACCCCGACAUGUAUGAGCGGGCGGUGCUUCGAAAGCCCCAGCAAAAAGCGUUCGGGGUGACUGUGGAUCUCUGGAGCAUUGGAGUGACCUUGUACCAUGCAGCCACCGGCAGCCUGCCCUUCAUCCCCUUUGGUGGGCCACGGCGGAACAAGGAGAUCAUGUACCGGAUCACCACGGAGAAGCCAACUGGGGCCAUUGCAGGUGCCCAGAGGCGGGAGAAUGGGCCCCUGGAGUGGAGCUACACCCUCCCCAUCACCUGCCAGUUGUCACUGGGGCUGCAGAGCCAGCUGGUGCCCAUCCUGGCCAACAUCCUGGAGGUGGAGCAGGCCAAGUGCUGGGGCUUCGACCAGUUCUUUGCGGAGACCAGUGACAUCCUGCAGCGAGUUGUCAUCCAUGUCUUCUCCCUGUCCCAGGCAGUCCUGCACCACGUCUACAUCCAUGCCCACAACACGAUAGCCAUUUUCCAGGAAGCCGUGCAUAAGCAGACCAGUGUGGCCCCCCGACACCAGGAGUACCUCUUUGAGGGUCACCUCUGUGUCCUUGAGCCCAGCAUCUCAGCACAGCACAUCGCCCACACGACAGCAAGCAGCCCCCUGACCCUCUUCAGCACAGCCAUCCCCAAGGGGCUGGCCUUCAGGGACCCUGCUCUGGACGUCCCCAAGUUCGUCCCCAAAGUGGAUCUGCAGGCGGAUUACAACACGGCUAAGGGUGUGUUGGGCGCUGGCUACCAGGCCCUGCGGCUGGCGCGGGUCCUGCUGGAUGGGCAGGAGCUAAUGUUACGGGGGCUGCACUGGGUCAUGGAGGUGCUCCAGGCCACAUGCAGACGGACUCUGGAGGUGGCGAGGACAUCCCUCCUCUACCUCAGCAGCAGCCUGGGGACCGAGAGGUCCAGCAGCGUGGCUGGAAUGCCUGAGAUCCAGGAACUGAAGGUGGCCGCAGAACUGAGGUCCAGGCUGCGGACUCUAGCUGAGGUCCUCUCCAGAUGCUCCCAAAAUAUCACGGAGACCCAGGAGAGCCUGAGCAGCCUGAGCCAGGAGCUGGUGAAGAGCCGGGAUCAGGUACAUGAGGACAGAAGCAUCCAGCAGAUUCAGUGCUGUUUGGACAAGAUGAACUUCAUCUACAAACAGUUCAAGAAGUCUAGGAUGAGGCCAGGGCUUGGCUACAAUGAGGAACAGAUUCACAAGCUGGAUAAGAUGAAUUUCAGCCAUUUAGCCAAAAGGCUCCUGCAGGUGUUCCAGGAAGAGUGCGUGCAGAAGUAUCAAGCAUCCCUAGUCACGCACGGCAAGAGGAUGAGGGUGGUGCACGAGACCAGGAACCACCUGCGCCUGGUCGGCUGUUCUGUGGCCGCCUGUAACACAGAAGCCCAGGGGGUCCAGGAGAGUCUCAGCAAGAUCCUGGAAGAGCUAUCUCACCAGCUCCUUCAGGACCGAGCAAAGGGGGCUCAGGCCUCCCCGCCUCCCAUAGCUCCUUACCCCAGCCCUACACCAAAGGACCUGCUUCUCCACAUGCAAGAGCUCUGCGAGGGGAUGAAGCUGCUGGCGUCUGACCUCCUGGAUAACAACCGCAUCAUUGAACGGCUAAAUAGAGUCCCGGCACCUCCUGAUGUCUGAGCUCCAUGGGGCGCGUGAAGCAUCCUGAAGCAUUAGAAUGAUUCCAACACUGCUCUCCUGCACCGUGAGACCAACCCAGGGCAAGAUCCCAUCCCAUCACAUCAGCCUACCUCCCUCCUGGCUGCUGGCCGGGAUGUCGCCAGCAUUACCUUCCACUGCCUUUCUCCUUGGGAAGCAGCACAGCUGAGCCUGGGCACCAGGCCACUUCUGUUGGGACCCACAGGAAAGAGUGUGGCAGCCACUGCCUGGGCUGACCUUUCCAUCUUCUCCAGGCUCAGGUACUGCUCCUCCGUGCCCCUGGCUGGGCCGUGGGGAGAAGAGGCUUACAUAUGCCCUCCCACUCCCUCUGGUUUACAGGACUUCACUCCCUAGCCAACAGGAGAGGAGGCCUCCUGGGGUUUCCCCAGCGGACUAGGUCAAACGACCUCAUCACAGUCUUCCUUCCUCUUCAAGCAUUUCAUGUGGAACCCAGCUGUCUCUGCUCCCCUGUGAUUUCUAAGGGCCAUCACUCUCAGCCCCAGGCAACGUAGAGCCUCCUGUUCUUUCUAUGCUUGGUCUGACUGAGCCUAAAGUUGAGAAAAUGGGUAGCCAAGGCCAGUGCCAGUGUCUUGGGGCCCCUUUGCCUCUCCCUCACUCUCUGAGGCUCCGGCUGGUCCUGGGACAUGCAGCCAGGCCUGUGAGUCUGGGCAGGUCCAAGGCCUGCACCUUCAAGAAGUGGAAUAAAUGUGGCCUUCAUUUCUGUUUC
This is a messenger RNA of Chlorocebus sabaeus (green monkey), 3465 nucleotides long. It is a transcript of the gene IKBKE, whose product is annotated as inhibitor of nuclear factor kappa B kinase subunit epsilon. Gene Ontology annotation, cellular component: cytoplasm. NCBI's taxonomy places the organism in Eukaryota, Metazoa, Chordata, Mammalia, Primates, Cercopithecidae. Gene Ontology annotation, molecular function: ATP binding; protein serine/threonine kinase activity. Gene Ontology annotation, biological process: peptidyl-serine phosphorylation. The record is from RefSeq and is a predicted model, not a curated record.